AUGCCCCCGCAGCAGGGGGACCCAGCGUUCCCGGGCCGCUGCGAAGCGCCGCCCGUGCCGCCCCGCCGGGAGCGCGGGGGGCGCGGGGCGCGCGGGCCCGGGGUGCCGGGGGGCCGAGGGCGCCCGGGCGGCAGCGAGGGGCGCGGCGUCAAGUGCGUGCUGGUCGGCGACGGCGCGGUGGGCAAGACGAGUCUGGUGGUGAGCUACACCACCAACGGCUACCCCACCGAGUACAUCCCUACCGCCUUUGACAACUUCUCGGCUGUGGUGUCUGUGGAUGGGCGGCCUGUGAGACUCCAGCUCUGUGACACCGCAGGACAGGAUGAGUUUGACAAGCUCAGACCUCUUUGCUACACCAACGCCGAUGUCUUCCUCCUGUGCUUCAGCGUCGUGAGCCCCUCCUCCUUCCAGAAUGUCAGCGAGAAAUGGGUGCCAGAGAUUCGGUGCCACUGUCCCCGGGCCCCCAUCAUCCUCGUGGGGACGCAGUCAGACCUCAGAGAAGAUGUCAAAGUCCUCAUCGAGCUGGACAAAUGCAAAGAGAAGCCAGUGCCCGAGGAGGCAGCCAAGCUGUGUGCGGAGGAGAUCAAGGCUGCCUCCUACGUCGAGUGCUCGGCUUUGACUCAGAAGAACCUCAAAGAGGUCUUUGAUGCAGCCAUCGUCACGGGCAUUCAGUACUCGGACUCUCAGCAACAGCCAAAGAAGUCCAAGAGCAGAACUCCGGACAAAAUGAAGACCCUGUCCAAGUCCUGGUGGGAGAAGUACUGCUGCUUCGUAUGAUGCUGGUGGGGACCCGGAUGGCCGUUUUGGGAUGAAAUCGGCACUAGGGGCUCCAUUAGCUGAAUUGACUCCUUUACCGUGUAGAACCUGUAUAGAGGACAUGUGUGUCUGUGUGUUAUAGGAGGUGCUACAGUGCGUGUACCCUUUCUUGCCUUUGAUUUUCUCAUUUGUUUGAGCUUAGGAAUGAGAUUCUUAUGCAAGAUACUUUGAAGUAAGUUAAGUGUUUGUCCUGACAGAAUUUAGAGCUCUAGACUUUUGGAUUAAUUUAUAUCUGAUAUGAAAAAGACACCUCAGAUCUGGAUGUCAGGAGUGAAAUUGUGCUGUGUGAUAAUGCACCGAAGACAGAGAGGAGGAGAUGGUGUGGUCGGCCAUCCCGUGAUUAAGGGCUGCUUCACGCAGAGUGCCAGCUGGGGUAAGAGUAACUCCUAGCCUUGAAACCUCAUCCUUUCCCCUGCUUUUUUAAGGAGUAAAAAUCUGAGAAAAGAAACAUGAGAGCCCUCUGCCUAUAAAACCUCAAACCAGUCACUUGUCUUAUCUGCUUAUACCCAGUGGCUUCAGAUUGAAACAUCCCACUCAACCAAAAACAUCCUACUGACUAUGGCACUGUGUAGACCAAAGAGGAGAAGUUGUUGAUUGGGAUUUUUCACCCUGAGACUGUGUAAACAUGGCCAUGAUGCCAUGUGGAGCAUAGAAAGUGAUGCCAGUAGCCCUGUUUUUUUUUUAGGGAGUGAUUCAUGUUGAGAUCAGGGUGUGAUGUUUGCUGUCCGUUCCCGUGAGCCAAACCGCCUAAACCUCUGUAAUGAGAGCACCAAGGAGACCCAUCAUUUCUAAACUUCUAGCCUUCACUGGCCCCAUCUGCAGGGAAGUGAAUGCUCCCGCAAGGCCUCUAGCAGGCAGAUGUUUGGGGAACACAAAAUGUACUUGUUUUCUUAUAUCAGCCAAAAUAUACUUCUUUAUAUAUACACACACACAUAUAUAUGACUGUUCUUGCUGCUGAUUUAGACUUUUAAACACUUAAAGGGAAAAAGCAUGCCCACAGAAACUGAUGUGAGGGAAGCUUGGCUUCCUCUUUUUGUUAACACUUUUUGGAACAGAUCUCUUUUUGGUUAUACCUGAGGUAUAAUUUUAAGCAUAUCUUCACGCAUUUUUGAGACCAUGUUAAAACAAAAUGUGUCUCUUAGAACCUGUUCUUAAUGCCUCUUGAAACCUGUUAAAACAACCCAUUAAAUCCACAGAUGCCUUUCAUGGAGCUGGCGGCAGAGACCAGCACUGCGUGUCAGGGGAUCAGAACAGUCAGAAAACCACAUAUUUGUGAAAUAUUCGUGUGCAGUUUUUAGGGCUUACUGUUCUAGAGGAAAAACGCACCAUGUCAGGAGAAUAGUUUUCCUCUGGGAUGGAUAUGCUUCUGAGAUGCCAAAAGGUAGCCUAAUACAUGGAAUUGUAAUGUCAAGCUUGCAGUGCUGAAGCACAUCUACCAAAAUCAGUCAGUAGCUGAGAAAACCUGUGUAGAGCCAGCAGAUAGAAAGUUUAUCUUUCUGUGGGUCCUCUGUUGUCCUCUUUAUAUUUAAAAAAAAUCCAGUUUGUACUUCUUUAUAGAAAAAGUAAAUGAUCAGGUUAUACUUAGGGUUAGGGGCUUCUUUGAUUUCUGUUAGUAAAUAAAAUUAGUUAAUUUUUUCUUUGUUUAAAAACUGGAAGACAUACUGUUCGCUAUUUAUUUUCCAGUACAUUAAAAUUGCCACCAUAGUUUCUGAAGUGUUUAGUUACCCUCCAGAGUAAAUAAAAUACUUCCUUUGUGGAAAUGCCCCAAACGGACCUAAUGAAAUGCAUUUGAACGUGAUGGCUGGCUUACCUACCACACUGGGCUAUGUCCACCUUGGCGUGGAGAUGGGGCAGGAGCAUUAUUUGGCUGGAAAGUCACUGCAAACAGGAUUUUGAUAUUAAGCAAAUAUCAUGGAGUAAAAAGCAAGUUAAUUUUUAAGACUGAACAUAAAACUUGAAAGAAAUUUUGUACAUGUGGCAGCAUAUGGGGCCUCUCUCUGAAGUCCCACAGGGGACUUCAGCCUUGUCCACCUUCAGGGCCACCAGUGGACCAGGGUCUCUGAAGAGCACCUGUGUGGCCCAGUUCUGGAGCUUUACUCACAUGUUUUAUUUUUAACCCAGAUGAUACAACCUGUACCAUGAGUGCUAAACAUCUAGAGGUUGACAUUUAAAUGCAACCAUUUUUAAUAUGCUGCCAAUUUAUAAAAUAGAAAGGUGCAAUUGUACUCAACAUUUUCCUUCAUUUUUACUUCUUUGUGCAAAUAGAGAAUUGGGCAGAAAAUUUUUUUAAAGUGUGUUUGAGUUAAAUAUAAAUUCAGUUUGCUUCAAAGCUCAAACAUUGUUAAACUCACAGCUCGGCAUCACAGAGGAGAGUUUCUAAGAGCUGUUCUUUGGAAAAUGCCACUGUAGGGUGACUCCUGCAGUGUAGGCCAGUCGUAAUUUAAAAACACGGUAUCCUGCAAAACAGUUACCUCUUUUCGCCAUGUACGUGGAAAUGAACCUUCUGUAAGUUGUUCUCAUUGUCCUCUGUGCUUGACAAACUUCCAGGAAACUACCCAGCUCUCACACAAGCCCAGUUGAGACAAGGUCUUUGCCCCAGAUUGUCGUUACCUGGUGCCUUACCAAGGUGUCCUUUUCUAUUUUCAAGCAUAAGUGGUGUUGGGCUGAACGCUGUCCUUGACGAUGCUGUCCGUGAGGUGGUGUGAAAUAAAUUCUGACCUAUAGCUAUAA
Molecule: messenger RNA, 3546 nt
Organism: Sus scrofa (pig)
Lineage: Eukaryota; Metazoa; Chordata; Mammalia; Artiodactyla; Suidae
Gene: RHOU
Product: ras homolog family member U
Biological process (GO): small GTPase-mediated signal transduction
Molecular function (GO): GTPase activity; GTP binding
Source: RefSeq, a predicted model, not a curated record